AUGGACAAGGCGAGAGGACGAUCCAUUAGCAGGCCUUCUAAAGACUUGUCAGAAAGUCCUCCUAGCAAUGCCAGUGAGUUGUCAACUAUGCUAAAUGGGUUCAAUCCACAUCAACAGAGGCAUACACUGGUAAGGACAACCUCACAUAAGUUGCCGAACAAAAACUUGUACACGGUACCAGAGAAUCGCAACGAGGAGUCGGUACUUCCUAAUGGGAACCCGCACCACCAUGCUUCUAAGCUCAUAGCCAAUCGGCAACGCAGUUCAGCUGCCAGUGUGCUCUAUAAUAAUAUAAUGAACAAGAGGAAUAACAGCACUAUUACACUGGAAGAUUAUAGAAACGCAAACGCAGAGAACAAAUGCUCCUCUAUGAACGUCGUAAUUAGAAGUAGUCGUUCCAACAGUAGAAGCAGAUCAAAUGGUUGCAACAACCCGAUCAGCCAUUAUGAGGUGAGCAGGAACUUCGCAACAAGGCCCAAGAGUUCAAGCGCUAUCCCUACAAUAGGAAACAACUUAGAAUACUUCGGUCCUCGACAUUCAGAAGAAGCUCUCAAUGUCGAGAUCAUAGGCGCGCGGAAUGAUAGUGGUGGAAUUCUAAACAAUGAAAGCUCGGUGCCUAUCGAGAAACCAGGUGGAACCAAUUAUAAACAGGGUGGAAAAUUCUUUCCUCAGAACAAGAGCCAGCGAAACAAUACAGAUAUACAAGACAGUCCUCACUCGGAUCAUCCUCCUAAUAGCGAGGAUGGAAAGAUAUCCCUAGAAAGCCAGAUAGAGACUGCCAUUAAUGAGGACAUAUUCAUGAAAAACUACACAUUCGAUAACAAAUUUGAUGAAGAUGCCGAGCAAACAGCAGAUGAAACGCCUAGUAUUACGAGCUCCAACCAAUCACCGUUCACUAAGCUACAAGCACCACCCGCCCUCUCCAGAAAAGAUUCUGCAACAUUGGAGGGGUUUCAAAAGGACAUCUCGAAGAUUUCCAACGCCAAUUCCAACAGCUCAGCUCACGUAUCUCGUCUACAGAUGAAAAUGAACGCUCUUAAGAGUAAGUUCGACAGUUUUGCAAGUAACAAAGCUGCCUCAGAUGACUCCGAGGAUUAUUUCUCAAUGCUCAAGGGUAAUAGUUCCCAUAGCAGUGGACAAUCAUUAACCUUUUUGGCGAGCAAAGAUAAGCAGUAUCCUAAUGGAUUUCAAAAUACUAUUGACAGUAGCAGAAUUCCAGAUCAGUAUUCAUCUACCGAUGUGUCCAACGCUAAAUUUUGGAUAAGAAGCGAUCUGCAGGCCAAACUUCUAAUUGAGAAAUUAAGCAACCAAUUGCGGAACAUCGAAAGAUUUCCCUCUUCCGGAAAAGUUGGUGAGAAAAUAGUUGUUGCCCGGCUCAAACACGUUCUCCAAGACGAUUCCAAACCUCGAAAAGGCUCAUCAUGGAAGUGGGCCCAACCUCCUCCUCACGGACAAAAUCCGCACGAAGAACGACCUGUCCUCGAAAUAGUCGACAAAAAAAAAGCAUCCCUUUUGAAGAGCUCUUCGAAAUGGCGAAGGGGAAUGACACCAAUGAUUUUAAGGAUGAUGAGAUACAUUACAUUGAAGAUACAGUCUUAA
Molecule: messenger RNA, 1599 nt
Organism: Lachancea fermentati
Lineage: Eukaryota; Fungi; Ascomycota; Saccharomycetes; Saccharomycetales; Saccharomycetaceae
Source: the annotation of a GenBank genome assembly